AUGGGUGAUUCCGUCAAUAUUCAAAACUUGCUUCAAGCGGGGUACUUUACAACGUCCCGGAGCAGAAGCAGAUCUCCUCGUCAGGAUGAGCUGCACCAAGAGCAAGACUACCGCUCUGUAGGACGGUCAUGCGACGACCGCUAUGACUAUGACUCUCCAUACGAUCGACCUCGCCGGAGUCCCUCGCCUAUUCGUCUACCGCCUCCGCCUUCCCGUACCGUCCCCCGAAGCCGACCCACGCCUCCUCGCCCUACUGUGGACGAUGAGGUUAGCAUCCUCAACAAGGAACCUGCCUACACAAAGACUGUUGCUUCUGAAGAGGAGGCUGCCUCCAGGGGUGAUGUCGACCAAGCUCAGACCAUCAUGGAGGUUCAUGAGUUCAACCCGGAGAGGCGAUUUGUUAUCCUCGACGAUGAGUCCGCAACCAACAUAAGUGGCGACAAGUCAGACUCUGUCAAAGAAGACACCGGCGCUGGACCUAAGGUCACCGAAGACUCGAAGCCAGAUAUUCCGUCGGACAAAUCGGCCGAACAGCACCCGCGCGCCCGGAGUGCCGGCCUUUCACCGCCGCCGUCUUCGGGCCGAAGGCGAAGUAGACAUGACCUGCCUGUGCUUGAAACAGAGUUCAGUGACCGUCAAUAUACAGAACACCACCGGAGCAGGUCCGCCGUCAAUGGUCCCCGUCCCGACUAUUUCAACCCAUCGCGGUCCUCGCGCUUCUAUGGAGAUCAGCUCCUAUCUCCCGACCUCACGAAGCAAAGCUCCCGCGGGAGAGAGGAUGGCUACUACGGCGCAGACUACAGAGACAGGCCUCGUGAGACGGUCAGACACAGCGUCAGAGUAUCGAGCACCAAGGCGUACGAAUUCGACCGACAGAGGCAGCGAUCGUCGCAAUCGAGACUAUUAUUCGACUUCUUCUCGGGAAACCCCGUCCUCCAGACCAGUCCAGGCUUCUUCGAGAGAAUUCCAGGCUUCUUCGAGAGAAUCCACGAGGUCCUCGACACGCACCUCUCGUGA
This is a messenger RNA of Cordyceps fumosorosea ARSEF 2679, 1017 nucleotides long. RefSeq lists its product as hypothetical. The transcript is spliced from 2 exons. The record is from RefSeq and is a predicted model, not a curated record. Lineage: Eukaryota; Fungi; Ascomycota; Sordariomycetes; Hypocreales; Cordycipitaceae. The coding region runs from base 1 to 1017 and encodes 338 amino acids.